Molecule: messenger RNA, 1349 nt
Organism: Manis javanica (Malayan pangolin)
Lineage: Eukaryota; Metazoa; Chordata; Mammalia; Pholidota; Manidae
Gene: PPP4C
Product: protein phosphatase 4 catalytic subunit
Molecular function (GO): protein serine/threonine phosphatase activity
Source: RefSeq, a predicted model, not a curated record
GGGGCCGGAAGUAGAAGUGGCAGUGGCGGUGGCGCACAGCGGAGUGGAGGAAGAAGGCAGGGAGCCCAAGAGCCGGAGCGGGAGUCGCGGCGGCGGAGACCCCUGUGCGGUGCGGAGGGGGCGGUAGCCCCGGCUCUGACCCGCGCCGGGGGGUGGGCCAUGGCGGAGAUCAGCGACCUGGACCGGCAGAUCGAGCAGCUGCGGCGCUGCGAGCUCAUCAAGGAGAGCGAAGUCAAGGCCCUGUGCGCUAAAGCCAGAGAGAUCUUGGUAGAGGAGAGCAACGUGCAGAGGGUGGACUCGCCAGUCACAGUAUGCGGUGACAUCCAUGGACAGUUCUAUGACCUCAAGGAGCUGUUCAGAGUGGGUGGUGACGUCCCUGAGACCAACUACCUCUUCAUGGGGGACUUUGUGGAUCGUGGUUUCUACAGCGUCGAAACGUUUCUCCUGCUGUUGGCUCUUAAGGUUCGCUAUCCUGACCGCAUCACUCUGAUCCGGGGCAACCAUGAGAGCCGCCAGAUCACCCAGGUCUAUGGCUUCUAUGAUGAGUGCCUGCGCAAGUAUGGCUCAGUGACUGUGUGGCGCUACUGCACUGAGAUUUUUGACUACCUCAGCCUAUCAGCCAUCAUCGAUGGCAAGAUCUUUUGUGUACAUGGGGGCCUCUCCCCAUCCAUCCAGACCCUGGACCAGAUCCGGACAAUUGACCGAAAGCAGGAGGUGCCGCAUGAUGGGCCCAUGUGUGACCUGCUCUGGUCUGACCCUGAAGACACAACAGGCUGGGGUGUGAGCCCUCGUGGAGCUGGCUACCUAUUUGGCAGUGACGUGGUGGCCCAGUUCAAUGCAGCCAAUGACAUUGACAUGAUCUGCCGUGCCCACCAAUUGGUGAUGGAAGGUUACAAGUGGCACUUCAAUGAGACUGUGCUCACUGUGUGGUCGGCACCCAACUAUUGCUACCGCUGUGGGAAUGUGGCUGCCAUCUUGGAACUGGAUGAGCAUCUCCAGAAAGAUUUCAUCAUCUUUGAGGCCGCUCCCCAAGAGACACGCGGCAUCCCCUCCAAGAAGCCUGUGGCUGACUACUUCCUGUGACCCUCUGGCUCCAGCCCCUCUGCUCUUGGACCACUGUGACUCCAGCCUCCUCUCCAUGUGGAAGCUGGGCAUGGGGGGCUGUCCCCAGCUCUGCUCUCCCCACAGAGAGGGCACUUUGAGGGUGAGGACUUUGUCUGGAGAGGCUUGGAGCCUCAGCUCCAUGCUCUUUCUCUCCUUUCUCCUGACUUGAAUUGUGAAGUUUCCAAUAAUAUUUUGUUUUCCUUUCUUCCUUUUAUUUUUUGUUUGUUUUUAGAUAAAAAUUUUGA